ACGGUAGGAGCCGUGUCCCGGCCGUGCCGUGCCCUACCGUGCCCUACCGUGCCGUGCCCGGGCUCCGCAGCCCUUUGCAGCCCCCCCGGUGGGGAGGAUGGGCUGAGCCCGGUGGCACUGGGGGGGGCCGGCGGCGGCGGCUCCCGGGAUGUGCGCGCACCGCCGGCCCUGGGAGCAGCUCCCCGGCUCCUUUUGAAGGGCAGCAGCGAUGAACCGCGACCCUCCCAGCCCUCCCAGGGGGGAUAGCCCCGUUUGGUGCCCCCCUGGGAGCGGGGAGCUGCUGCGCUGCCCAUCCUGCCGCCUGCAGCUCUGGGAGCCGGUGACGGUGUCGUGCGGCCACUCGCUGUGCACGCCGUGCCUCGGGGGGGCCGUGCCCGCCCGCUGCCCCCUCUGCCAGGAGAAGCUCAAGCUGCUGGGAGUCGGCGGGCCGAGGCGCAACGUGGUGCUCUGCAACCUGCUGGAGAAGUGCGAGGACCGGGGCAGGCGGCUGGCGGGGCUGGUGGCCCGUGUCCGGCACCAUCUGACCCGUGGGGAGGCGAAGGAGGCGCUGGGGAUGGCUCAGAAGGGCGUCGAGCUGGCUCCAGAUGACAUCUCCCUGCGGCGGUGCCGGGCAGAGGCGUUCGUGGCACUGGGGCAGUACCCGGAGGCACUGGAGGACCUGGAGGCUGUGUGCAAGGCUGAGCCCACGGAGCAUGAGGGCUUCUUCAGGAAAGGGAAGGUGCUUCUGGAGAUGGGACGUGGAGCUGAAGCCCUGCUGGCCUGGGAGCACUGCCUGACGCUGUGUCCCCAUUUCCAGCCCGCGCAGAGCGAGAUGGAGAAGAUCCUCGCCCAGGAGGAUGCUGCUCGGCCACGCGCUGCCCACCGGGGCUCGAGCGGUCCCCAGGCAGGGGGGGACAGUGGGGACCCUGCAUCCCCCUCUGCACGAGCUCAGGACCAGGAGGAGGAGCCAGAGGCUGGCAGAGGGUCCUUGGUGUCUGAGCACGGCCAGGGGAUCCUCACCCCAGGGCAACAGCAGGAGUUGGGGGCUGCAGAGGAGAGGCAGCACGGGCUGUUGGCAGCUAAUGAAGAGGGGACAGAGGCAGCGAAGUGUAACCAGCCGUACCUCGGGGAGCUGCUGAGCAUUUCUGACUUGGAGUGCUCCCUCUGCAUACGGAUGUUCCUGGAGCCGGUGACGACGCCGUGCGGGCACACCUUCUGCAAGGAGUGCCUCGAGCGCUGCCUGGACCACCGGCCCAACUGCCCCCUCUGCAAGCAGAGCCUGAGAGAGUACCUGAAGGCUGGAAGCUACAGCUGCACGGUGCUGCUGCAGGACAUCAUGCUGGCCACCUUCCCCGCACAGCUGGCCGAGCGCCGGGAGCUGCACCAGGCCGAGAUGGCCGAGCUCUCCAAUCUGACCAAGAACAUCCCCAUCUUUGUAUGCACCAUGUCCUUCCCGGGUGUUGCCUGCCCUCUGCACGUCUUCGAGCCCCGCUACCGCCUGAUGAUCCGGCAGUGCCAGGAGGCCGGCACGAGGAGGUUCGGCAUGUGCGUGUAUGAGACCGGGAAAAGCUUCGCAGACUACGGCUGCAUGCUGGAGAUCCGGCAGCUGGAGCUGCUGGCGGACGGCCGGUCGCUGGUGGACACCGUGGGUGGGCGGCGGUUCCGCGUGCUGAGACGCGGGCACAGGGACGGCUACAACACCGCUGACAUCGAGUACCUGGAGGACAAGAAGGUGGCCGGGGAGGAGCUGCAGGAGCUGCAGAGCCUCCACGAAAGCACCUACGAGUUGGCCCAGAGAUUUUGUGAGCACGGAGACGUUGCCUCCAGGCGCCUCUUGAUGCAGCAUGGGCCACUGCCGGAGAAGGAGGAGGACAUCCAGGCUUCUGCUGACGGCCCGAUGUGGUGCUGGUGGCUCAUCUCCAUCCUGCCCCUCGACCCGUCCUUCCAGCUCAGGCUCUUCUCCAGCACCUCGCUGCGUGCCCGCCUCACCCAGCUGCAGCGCAUCCUCCUGGCUCUGCUGCAGCAGCCCCCGGCCGUGCACCCCCUGCCCGAGCACAGCCCCCGGGGACACAUCUGAGCCCCCCGCCCCGGCAGCCCCCUCUCUGUUCACACGGGAGACCCCCCCCUCCUCCUUCCUUGGGUUUCUUCGUGCAUUUCUUCAUGGUUUGAACCCCAAGGAAGGGACCUCAGCGAGGAGCUGGGCUCUCUCUGCUCAGCUCGGCGGGGCCCGGCGGUGACUUGACGCUGUUCGUGCUGUCCCCAUGAGCUGCACCAGGAGGGACCAAGCCAGAAAGCUGGGUGGUGUCUUGGGAGCCAAAAUCCCCCGGUUUUGAGGUGCUUCAGUGCUAAGGAGGACUCUCCUCAGGGCAGAGGACCGAGUGCCAGGGCUGCUUGGGUUUUGGCUCUUCCUCUCCGAAGGACAACGUUGGGGUUUUGGUAGAUGGCCCCGCUCCAUGCAGCAGGGGGGGAUUUAAAGGUUUGGGAGAUGUGGCACCAGGAGGCAGAGAGGUCCCAGGUGGCUUCCUCCACCUGCAGGAGCUGAAGGCUCAGGCUCUAGUUGUGAGUUUGCCUUAAUUUCCAUUUGAGCUAGAAGGAAGGUUCAAUUAAAUGAUCUGAUAUCCACGGCCCUGCUUCUAGCCACCUCCUUGGCCAGGCAGAGAAGGAGGCACCGGUCAGAGCGGGGCCACUGCCUCCGUGUGGCUGUGGGGACGAGUCCCCAGCUGCCCAAGGCUGCUCAUGACCUGGGUCAGGUUGGGCUUUGGGGUCAGACCUGACCCACCGGUGGGCUUGAAGGGGCUGAUAGGGGAAUUAAGGCUGGCAGUGCUUGUUGAGACUUUCUGCCCCUUGAGCAGUGCAAUUUCCCUAUGAUCAGUGUUUCUUGUGACCCUUGAAUUUGGGACCCAGGACAGUUCAGGGCCCCCAAACCAGCAUGGAUUGAAGUCAAAGGGAAUCUCCGGAGGGGCUUGGGAGGGCACAAUACCCGGUGGCCAAUGCUGUGAACCCCAUGCAGGGGAGCAAGUGCCUGUCUGCAAGUGCCUGGCUGCUGCUCCUCUCCAGAGAGAGGGAAAAAGUUACUGCCCCCCCUCUGCCUGCACAGGCAAGGCUUUACUCCAUGGAGAUCCUAAAACUUUGGGAUUUUUGCCUCCCAUCCAUAAUUUCAGUGACUUUGGGUUGAAAUUUAGGAGUAAUAUUGAUUUAGUGAGUUGUUGGAUUAACAUUAAUUCCAGAAUCGUGUCCCUGCUUUCGCUCUGUCUGGUGGCUGUUACCUGGGGAGGGGGAGAGGCAGUGGGGUCGGAGCCACAGGGCCCCUUCCUGCCCAUCGUUCCACUCCGUGUCCUUCUGCAGGGUACCACUGGAUUUUGGGAAGUGCCUUUCUUUUCUGCAGGGUGGAUGUGAGCACCCCUGUGACCCCCCAGCCCCACAAGCUGCCUGAUUACCGGGCGUGGGAGCUCCCUGGGUCUCACCAUGGGUCUGGGCCAUGUUCAUGCUGGAACCUGGCUUGCUGCGGGAAGGGACUCGUGCAAAUCGCUCCAGUUUGUUUGGAGCAUCUUUGGGGUCUGUGUUAGUACCUUCUCUCUUUGAAUUCUUUUUUCUUCUUGGUCACUGAAAUAAAGAACUUUGUUGUUGUUUU
Messenger RNA from Anas platyrhynchos (mallard), 3610 nucleotides. RefSeq names its product LON peptidase N-terminal domain and RING finger protein 1. Lineage: Eukaryota; Metazoa; Chordata; Aves; Anseriformes; Anatidae. The record is from RefSeq and is a predicted model, not a curated record. Gene Ontology annotation, molecular function: protein binding; ubiquitin protein ligase activity.